Paramuricea clavata is the source of this 515-nucleotide messenger RNA. The record is from the annotation of a GenBank genome assembly. NCBI's taxonomy places the organism in Eukaryota, Metazoa, Cnidaria, Anthozoa, Malacalcyonacea, Plexauridae.
AGAGCGUUCAUCAAAAUCUAAGUCUUCUGAAGUAACAACUCAGAAAGAGAUUGACGAUAAGAAUGACCCACAACCGUCAACUCCAACGACUCCCGAGGUUGUUUCGGUUCUUUCUGAGGAAAAACGCAACGAGUAUAAGAAAUUGAAGCUACAGCUAGCGCUUAAAGAACAGCGGAAAGGACUCGUUGGCAAUAGAAAAGAGAAUGUGAGUAAUGAUGAAUCCGUUGUGAAACAGAACGAGAAUGUUGCGACGAAACAAGGUCAAGAGAAAAAGCAAUUCGCAAAACGACACGCUCAGAAUGGAAAGCAAAAGGCUCCAAAGGAGAAGCAUUCUGGUAAUCGUCGACCGCGAAUCGAAACACAGACGCAAGAACGACAACAACAGCAAUUAUUACAGUUACAACAGCAGCAACAACAACAACUGCAGAAACAGCAACAGGAACGACAGCAAAAACACCAGCGGCAAACUCAACCACAACAGCAAAAACAGGAUGAGAUGAACGAGCAGCAACAAG